Drosophila elegans is the source of this 1917-nucleotide messenger RNA. It is a transcript of the gene Uck, whose product is annotated as uridine-cytidine kinase. The transcript has 5 exons. The record is from RefSeq and is a predicted model, not a curated record. Lineage: Eukaryota; Metazoa; Arthropoda; Insecta; Diptera; Drosophilidae. Gene Ontology annotation, molecular function: kinase activity; ATP binding. The coding region runs from base 64 to 843 and encodes 259 amino acids. Gene Ontology annotation, cellular component: cytoplasm; cytosol.
CCUCUAAUCAGCUGUUUGUGUGGGUAAAAAGAGUCAUUUUCCAACUGCUCGAUUUCCUUAAAAAUGCAGGACUUGAAAAAAGGGGACUCACUGCGACUUCCCAACGGCGAUGGAACAGCCAACGAUGAGGUCAAGUCCCCGUUUCUGAUCGGCGUGGCCGGCGGAACGGCCAGCGGCAAGUCGACGGUCUGCAAGAAGAUAAUGGAGCAGCUGGGUCAGGCGGAAAUGGAUCACACGCAGCGCCAGGUGGUGUCCAUCAGCCAGGACAGCUUCUACCGGGAACUGACGGCCGCCGAGAAGGCCAAGGCCCAGAAGGGCCUUUUCAACUUUGACCAUCCGGACGCUUUUAACGAGGAGCUCAUGUUCAGCACUCUACAAAACAUCCUUCAGGGCCACAAAGUGGAGAUUCCCAGCUACGACUACCGCACCAAUUCGCUAGACUUUGAAAACAUGCUGGUUAUCUACCCAGCCGAUGUGGUCUUGUUUGAGGGCAUCCUGGUCUUUUACUUUCCGAAAAUACGCGAACUAUUCCACAUGAAGCUGUUCGUGGACACAGACUCCGAUACCAGAUUGGCCAGAAGAGUGCCACGUGAUAUAAAUGAGCGUGGCCGUGAUCUGGACGCAGUGCUCACCCAGUACAUGACUUUCGUGAAGCCCGCCUUCGAGGAAUUCUGCUCGCCCACGAAAAAGUUUGCUGACGUUAUUAUACCGCGAGGCGCCGACAACACAGUUGCCAUUGAUCUUAUUGUACACCAUAUCGGGGAGAUUCUCGCCACCACCAACAGCGCACAGCACAGCAACACAGUCAGGGUGGCGGCGUCCAGCAUGAAGCGAGAUCACUAAUCGCAAUUAUAAACUCGCUUCUGGGGCGGCCACUUCCUCGUCCUAACGCCGCGUCUUGAGCUUGUACUAAUUGCCAAAAACUAAAGCCCGAAAGCUUAUGAAAGAUAUAGAAAACCAAGGCGCCGCAGCACACUAAGACAAAUGUCCAUUAAUAAGCGCCGGCAUCGCUUCUCAUUUGGUCUUCUCAUCGUAACCAAUUAGCGUAGUCUUAAGAUUAAAAGUAUCUUUAGUAUCUACUUGCAUAUGUUCAACAAUACAUGGUAGUGUGUAUGUAAGCUCGUUUCUGUUCAUCAAGAUAACCCAACCUAAGAUUGCGUUCCCAGUCUAACUCUGGUCUUAUGUUAUAGCAUCAAUUUAAAUGAUAAAGUUAAUAUCGAUCCCUGGGGUCUAACCUGGUGCCUAGCCCCAAAUCUGGUUACCUUACGAGGUUUUAAGCACUCUACUCACCAAACCACACGUGUUACACAUCUAACUAUUGUGUCUAUAUUUAGAUGCCCGAUACUUUGUUAACCACUCUAAUCAAAUUAAUAUUUGUUGAUGCUUUGUUACAAGUAUAUGUUAAUACGAAACAUUUACCAGCUCAAUUUCCGUUACUACUUUCAAACUCUGUAAGACUUUAAUAAUUUGUGACUGAUUUCGAUUUCUAUCUGUAUAGUUUUGCAUAGUUUUCCGAUAUUUACAGAUUAAAAUGUCCUUAAAAUAAUAACAAAUAGUUAACUCAUUCCUAUAACUCAAAUAUAAACAUUUUCUGUUUAUCUAUUUCUAACCUUUUUCAACCCAAUAUCCCUUAUAAAAUGUUAUAUUUAUAAAAUAGCAAAUCAGUAAAUGUCGAAACUGUCAAAUCGAAACUAUAUAGUUUCAAUAUAAGCAAUUGUUCCAAAAGCAAUACGUUUGAAUGAAAAUACAAUUUCUGUUGUAGGGAUAUCUAUCCCAUUUUUUCUUAGUACCGGGCAUCUUAAAAGUCAGCUCCUGCGGCUUUAGUUUUUCUAAAUCGUUGGUACUAUAAACACUUUAAUGCUGUCUCAAAUACACAAAUGCUAAGAUACUCUAUUGCCUAGCAAGGCCUGAAGAUAA